AUGAAGCCCGUCCAUCCUGUGGCUCCUGCAGGCAGAAAGGAAGCCAUUGCAAAUACCGCGAUCCCAAUAAACCUUCUGAAAAAGGUCGCCUGCCACGUAAUAUUUGGCAUACAGAAGUUAGAAUCAAAUACAGUCGAUGGAGCAACAAGAACAACUGAAAGUGAUGGAGACUUGUCGAUUCCAGUAGAGCAUUGUACAGCUGCCCAGAACUUAUUAUCAUGGUCCUCUAUUCAACGGUUACUGAGACAACCGGACUUUGAUAUUGAUUAUGUGAUGGGACUUGAGGAGGGCCGCGGCGUUAUCCGAAUCUAUGGCCAUGGCGAAGGAAAGGAUGAUGGCGGCUCCCACUGGGGUGAUGGCCUCCCCAUAUCCCCACCCACCAACGAAGUGAUGGAGAGAAGAGUGGAUGGGAUUGAUAAAUAUGGAGCGCUGGACACGUGUCAUAACACCUUGUGGCAAUAUCUAUCCUUACAUCCAAUUCUUGACAAAUUUGCUCUGGAGCAAAAAAUCAUGAAUUUCAGCAAUCAGUACUCAAACUCAAACCGCCGAAUCGAUCGUUCCAUUGAUAACGCAGUUAUUCUCCUAGUUGUUGCUUUGGGUGCCAUCUGUGAAUGCAAAGAUCGGAUCCCACCUCUAGCAACGGUUGAGGAUGCCGCACGGAACGUGCAUGUAAUUCCAGGCUUAGCUUAUUACGCACACGCGACAGAUAUUUUGGGUAAUAUGCAGGGAGGGACCAGCCUUUCAAAUGUACAAGCUGCUCUUCUUGCGGGGUUGUAUAUGGGUCAGUUGGUACAUCCGUUCCAGAGUCAUGGCUGGAUAUCUCAGGCAGCUACAGCAUGCCAGACCUUGGUUCAUCGGAGAAAUUACAGUAUUUUGCAAGAUAGCCGAAUGAAAGACCUUUGUAGCGCUGCCUAUUGGGCCUGUCUGCAACAUGAAAGCGAUAUACUUGCCGAGCUAGACCUUCCUCCUAGUGGGAUAUCCCGAGCUGAAGAUCGAAUUGACCUCCCCAAAGGCCUUUAUUACGAGGGGGAUACUCGUAUAAUGCUGUUCUAUUCAGCACAGAUCCAUCUGCGCAAGGUCUUGAACCAAGUCCAUACUAAUCUUUACCAGACAUCUAACUGUAAGAAAUUGUUGACGCCUCAUAAUGUACUUCAAGUACUUGGAAAUAGCCUCGAUCUAUGGCGGAAAAAUCUGCCCUGUGAAAUGCAAUGGAAUGAUAACGAUGAACCCUCGUCAGAUAUUAAUACAGCUCAACUGCGGGCUAAAUACUAUGGAGCGCGAUACAUUAUCUACCGUCCUUUACUACGUUAUGCGCUAGAUUUAGGACAAACUUUAAAAAGUAUUGACACUACGGUUUCUUGGGGGGUUCUUCUACAAAUAGUUCAAAACGCCUGUGAAAUAUGCAUCAGUGCAGCCAUAAGAAGCACGCGAGUAUUUCAUAAUAUUCAAGAGAGACCAAUCAUCACUAACAUUUUUGGUACCGCUCAUGCACAAUUUGGCAAUAUACUUGUCUUAUCAACGACAUAUGCGUCUUAUAUGCGCCAUCUAGUAGAGCGUAGUGAGCUAGAAAGCCUGCUUAAACGGACCGUCGCAUUUUUGGAGGAUUACAAGCAUCUCUCACCAAUGCUGUCAGCCGAUGCGGAGAUCCUUAACAAAAUCUACCCUAGGAUAUUUUGUGAAUAA
Talaromyces stipitatus ATCC 10500 is the source of this 1683-nucleotide messenger RNA. RefSeq lists its product as uncharacterized. The transcript has 7 exons. The coding region runs from base 1 to 1683 and encodes 560 amino acids. The record is from RefSeq and is a predicted model, not a curated record. NCBI's taxonomy places the organism in Eukaryota, Fungi, Ascomycota, Eurotiomycetes, Eurotiales, Trichocomaceae.